GAGCAACAGAGGGCACUGGAAGUACCCUCCUGUUUGUAUUCUAUUGCGAACUGAUGAGCCUGAUGAGCGAGGAAACUUUGCCAGGCGAGAAAGAAAGCAGAUCUGUGUUUUUCGCAGAAAACGCCAUCAGAGAGAAUAAGAAAGGGAUGUCGAACUCCCGUUCAGCCACGGCCACGGCUGUAGCAGUGCUAGGACUGCUUAUUGCGGUAGCUGCACUUGUGAUGGUGGUGAUUGCGUAUGCUAGACCAAAGAUCAUCAGCCCCAAAAUGGCUGCAAUGGAUAUGGAUAUGAUGGCCCAAAAAGUUAAAACCAAUAUGGAGACCGAAAUGUCGGAAAUGGUAGAGCAAAUACACGAAUACAUGGUGAAACAGAAGGAGGAGAGUAAGGAAAUGAGGAUGCGAGAUGAAAAAAAGAGAAUGGCAAUGAUGGAAGGGCACUACACAUUUGCUUACAACGUCGACUGGAAACCUCAAUACUAUAUUGAUCAAAAUGGUUUUCUGAAAGGUCAAGGUCUGGACAUGAUGAAGGAAAUUUGUAAAAUGGAGAACAAGAAUUGCACCCAUGUGGUCAACUACGAUGGCGGUCCUUGUUGGAACAGCAUGAGACGAAAUGCUCCUGGUCUGCAGGGCAGGUGGUUUGACGGAUGUGUUGGCUUUAUAAAGACUGUGGAACGAUCUAACGUGUUUGCCAUUGUUGGCAGCAUGUACGAACCCGUCAAGGGAGCCUUCUUCACCAAGGUCGGGGCAACGGUGGACAUAGGAACAGCCAGAAUCGGUUUCGACAGUUCGUACUAUACCAGCCCCGCUUGUCUGACAAGAAAUGGAGUGGCUUUUGAUGCUUCAGCGCACGUUUUGGCCGAAACCUACGACGCACUGGAAACUCAUCUCAAUAAUGACUCGAUCGACGCCAUCUUUGCUCCAGAGAACCAAUUCCCAAACCUACAAAAGAUGGCCACGACCUACGACUGCGCCAUUGGGAAGGGCGGCGUGAUGGUGAGAAAGGACAUGGCGCCCAGGAUGAUGUGGAUCCAUCGUGGACUUGAAAAGAUGAAAAGAUCCGGAAAAUUCCGCGAGCAAUGCGAAAACGCUCUCAGAGAUCAUGGAGCUCCCAGUAUUUGCGUUUCUGCUUAAUUACGUUGUUAAGACCGGG
This is a messenger RNA of Lingula anatina, 1149 nucleotides long. RefSeq lists its product as uncharacterized. The record is from RefSeq and is a predicted model, not a curated record. NCBI's taxonomy places the organism in Eukaryota, Metazoa, Brachiopoda, Lingulata, Lingulida, Lingulidae.